GGUUGGAAAAGACAUGGUUUUUAUUGUUACUUCAUUGGAAAUACAUUUGUAUCAUUUUCUCAAGCAAAUCAAACCUGUGGAAGGCAUCGGGCCUUUUUAGCAACUAUUGAAGACAGAUACGAACAAGCCUAUCUGACUAGCUUGGUUGGGCUGAGAACAGAAAGGUACUUUUGGAUUGGACUUUCGGAUGUAGAAGAAAAGGGAACAUUCAAGUGGGCUAAUGGCGAAUCUGUCUUAUUUACACACUGGAAUUCUGAAAUGCCUGGAAGAAAGCCGGGCUGUGUUGCCAUGAGGACUGGAAUUGCAGGUGGAUUAUGGGAUGUAAUAAAAUGUGAAGAAAAGGCAAAGUUCCUAUGCAAAGUGUGGGCAGAGGGAGUGACACUUCCACCUGUUCCUACAACAACUCCUAUUCCCCAGUGUCCAGAAGGUUGGGACUCAAACAAUCGUAUUAGCUUCUGUUUCAAACCUUUUUCAAGAGGAGAGCAGAAGAAAACAUGGCUUGAAUCUCAAGAGUUUUGUCGAGCUAUAGGAGGAGAUCUAGCCUCCAUUAACGGUAAAGAAGAACAGUAUGUGAUAUGGCGUUCUAUUGCGAACAAUGGCUAUUACCACCAGCGUUUCUGGAUGGGCUUAUAUUACUUGAAUCCUGAUGAUGGCUUUGUUUGGAGUGAUGGAUCUCCAGUGAAGUAUGAAAACUGGGGCUUUGGAGAACCCAAUAAUUAUCAAGGAAUUGAACUUUGUGCAGAGAUCAGUGGUGAUUCCAGCAUGCUUUGGAAUGACAGGCACUGUGAUUAUCUGUAUGGAUGGAUUUGCCAGAUAAGAAAAGGGGCAAGUGUAAAGCCUGAACCAACAGAACCUCCCACACCCAAAUACAAGACUACUGAGGAUGGGUGGAUUAUACAUGAAGACAAACAAUAUUAUUUCAGCACGGAAAGUGUUCCUAUGGAAAAAGGUCGGGAGUUCUGCAAGAGGAACUUUGGAGACCUUGCUGUCAUUGAGAGUGAAAGUGAAAGAAAGUUCCUCUGGCGAUAUAUCUUGAAAAAUGGCAAAGAGGAUUCCUAUUUCAUUGGUUUACAACUGAGUGUUGACCAGCGGACAAGCUGGAUCGAUGGCACUCCAGUGAAUUAUUUGGCAUGGGCACCACAUGAACCUAAUUUUGCAAAUAAUGAUGAAAAUUGUGUAGUUAUGUAUAAGAAUUUAGGAUUUUGGAAUGAUAUAAACUGUGGUUAUCCAAAUCCCUACAUAUGUGAAAGGCACAACAGUUCCAUUAAUUCAACUGUUCCUCCAACAACAUUUUCACCUCCAAGAGGAUGUCAUCCAACUUGGCUUUCCUUUCAUAAUAAGUGUUACAAAAUAUUUGGAUCUACAGAAGAUGAACGUGUCACUUGGCAUGCAGCGCGAACAGCUUGCAUGAAUUUAGGAGGAAACCUGGCCACUAUCCCUAAUGAACAAGUGCAAGCUUUCCUCACCUUCCAUAUGAAAGAUUUUGUUACUGAUACAUGGAUUGGAUUAAAUGAUAUAAAUCAUGAACUGAGGUUCCUCUGGACAGAUGGAACAGGAGUUUACUUUACAAACUGGGCCAAAGGCUUUCCAUCAGGACAUACAGAUUUAUACUCAUACGAUGGCCAGGCUGAUUGUGUUGUCAUGAGAAACAGUCCUGUUAAGGAAGCAGGGAAGUGGGCUGAUGAGAGUUGUGAUAACAACAGAGGAUAUAUAUGCCAAAUUAAUGCAGAUGCUGAGUUUCUGCCUUCUACAAGUUCAUCCCCAUCGAGCAUUAUCCGUUAUGGUAACAGUAGUUAUUUGUUCAUCCAUACCAAAAUGAAAUGGGAGGAUGCACGAAAAAACUGCAAACGUGAUCAAUUUGACCUUUCCAGUGUCUUAGACCCCUACAGUCAUUCGUUCCUGUGGCUAAAGCUAUUAAAGUAUGGGGUGCCUAUGUGGAUUGGUCUUAACAGUAAUGUGACCAAUGGGCGUUAUGAAUGGAUUGAUAACUGGAGAAUGAAGUAUACUAAAUGGGCUGAAGGGGAGCCAAAGCAGAAAAUAGGCUGUGUCUAUCUAGACAUCACUGGAGCCUGGAAGACAGGAUCUUGCAAUGAAAGUUACUUCUCUGUUUGCAAAAAACCUGAUGUUCAAGCUCCCACUGAGCCCCCUCAGCUUCCAGGAAGGUGUCCUGAAUCAGAAGGACACAAGUCUUGGAUCCCUUUCCGAGGUCAUUGCUACUACAUUGAAUCUUCAUCUACAAGAAACUGGGCCCAGGCAUCUUUAGAAUGUCUUCGACUAGGUGCUUCUUUGGUAUCAGUUGAAGACUCAGCUGAAGCCAACUUUCUGGCAUACACCAUUGAACCACUUGAAGGAAAAACAUCAACUUUUUGGACAGGAAUGUACAGAAAUGUGGAUGGAGAAUGGCUGUGGCUAGACAACACUGCAGUGAAUUUUGUCAACUGGAAUGUAGGAGAACCUUCCUCUCAACAAAAUGAGCACUGUGUUGAAAUGUAUGCAAACUCUGGGUACUGGAAUAAUAUCUAUUGCUCUUCCUACAAAGGCUAUGUUUGUAAAAAGCCAAAAACAACUGAAACACCACCAGCAGCAGAAAUGCCACCAGCUGAGAUGCCUACAAAGGCAAUGACAAAGGACGAGAAGGCUCUUACUCUGAACCAUGGUAAAACAGGAGUUGUAGUUAUUGUUGUCAUCUUCGUCCUAGUUGGAAGUGGCCUUGCAGGCUAUCUCUUCUACAAGAGAAGAAAGAAUCGCUUGUCAACAAAUGACAGCUUUGAGAACAAUUUGUAUUUUAAUAGUGAUGCAUUGCCUGGAACUAGUGACACGAAGGAUCUUGUGACCAACAUAGAACGGAAUGAACAUGCAACACUGUAAUGUAAUAAAAUGAAAUGUAAUGUAAUAUGUAAUGUAAAAUGUAAUGUAAUAAAAUAAAAUGUGCCUUGUUUUAAUAAAAUUAUGCAAUUAGAAUUAAGCCAAAGCUAUUUUCUCAUGUGC
Messenger RNA from Pelecanus crispus (Dalmatian pelican), 2988 nucleotides. The record is from RefSeq and is a predicted model, not a curated record. Lineage: Eukaryota; Metazoa; Chordata; Aves; Pelecaniformes; Pelecanidae.